AUGGAACUGAGCUGCUGGGGCCUAGAGAGGCUAAGAGGGCCUCAGGAUCCACGUAGAGCCUGGAGAUGUGUGGUCAGACGUGUUCCCACAGCCAGCAGUAACACACUUCUGAAAACACUAGAUCACGAACCAAAACACAAAGAGACAAACAACAGCGGUGAGUUGGAAUCGUUCUACAAUCACGACGCCCCCUCUUCAGCGCUCGGCUGGCGCCGGCUCUGGUCAGACUCCAGAUAUCAGAUAUCAGCUCCAGGACACUGUAUCAUCACUGUGAAUACAACACUCCUGAAUGAAGAUGACAACAGAGAGUGGAGAUGUGAAGUUACUCACAGAAAUCAAGUCAAGACCUCAGUCACAUAUACUGUCAAGAGUUCAGGUACCAGUGGAGUGGAUGAUACUCAUGUGUUCAUCAGUUCUGGUGAAAAUGUCUGUCUGCCCUGUAAUAAUGAUCUUCGUGACUGCACAUCAACUACAUGGAACUGUAACAAUAAUUCAGCAGCAGUUGAACUGUUUGCUGGAGGGAAAAAGAAGAAUAACAUAGAGAGACAUGAGAGACUGAGUCUGGGGUCUGACUGCUCUCUGAACAUCAAGAACAUCACAAAAGAAGAUUAUGGACUUUACACCUGCCAGCAAUGGACAGUGAAUGGACAAAAAAAAGGAACUGAUGCACGUGUUUAUCUGCAUGUUCUUCAUGUCUCUUCAUCAUCCUCACAGACUGAGAUCAGUGCAGGCAGCUCUGUGACUCUCUCCUGUCAGUUGUUUUCAUAUUCAUAUUCAUAUGCUGGAGUCUCUUGUGAUGAUUCAGGUCGUUCUGAGGGAAUUCAGCUGUUCUGGGUGAAUCAGGCUGGUGUUAAUCUGACAAUAUCAGACUCCAGAUAUCAGGAAUCAGCUCCAGGACACUGUAUCAUCACUCUGACUACAACACUCCUGAAUGAAGAUGACAACAGAGAGUGGAGAUGUGAAGUUACUCACAGAAAUCAAGUCAAGAUCUCAGUCACAUAUACUGUCAAGAGUUCAGGUGAGAAAACAAUCUCAUCAAUCAUUUUUAGACCUUUAUAA
This is a messenger RNA of Labeo rohita (rohu), 1059 nucleotides long. RefSeq lists its product as uncharacterized. Gene Ontology annotation, molecular function: protein tyrosine kinase binding; MHC class II protein binding. Gene Ontology annotation, cellular component: membrane raft; external side of plasma membrane. The record is from RefSeq and is a predicted model, not a curated record. Lineage: Eukaryota; Metazoa; Chordata; Actinopteri; Cypriniformes; Cyprinidae. Bases 1 to 1059 code for a protein of 352 amino acids. Gene Ontology annotation, biological process: interleukin-15-mediated signaling pathway; positive regulation of ERK1 and ERK2 cascade; T cell activation. The transcript is spliced from 5 exons.